UGAAGUGAUAGGAAAAAUUGUCAAUAUUUACGCUAUGGUCUGGCCAGGAAAACCCGUUCUCAACAGAGUCCCACGACCAUCAGAUGUAGUACCGGUAGAAGCAUUUACAGCAGAUGACUCAGCAGAAGCUCGCCUUUUUCGUUUCAAAAACGCGUUGUACGACUUUAUUUUGUCAAUCAUAGACGAGACAGAAUCAGUAGCAAUCCCGCUCAGAAUUGGACAAGGCUCAUGCGCAGGCGGACAAAAAGAAUACUGCGCAGUGAUCGCCAAAGCCAUCGACGUCGCAUUUCGAAACAAUGUUGACGUCAGUAUUUAUGAGAAGCCGUGCGCUCUAUAAUAUCAAACACACACAUCUUACCUUGGGAUACUCUGGAAUUAGCGCCCAGACUACAUGUUUGUAGCAUGUGCUCUGUUCUAGUCCUAUCUGGAAAACUCAGAUCACUUCAAGAUCAAGACCUCGUGGGUCUCUCGGUCUAGAUCGCGUGUGUGUGUGUCGGGUACUGAGCUUGUACGGUCGCUCAGCAAAAUAAUUACGAAACCUUUUCUCUACGACAACAAUUUAGAUCGUCUUACAGUCACGCGUGAGAGCGUUUGCGAUUUGUGUAGAAACAUUUUUUUGGAUUACCUUUAGUACACUAUUUAUUUUCCAUUGAUACUGAUUCCUUUGUUACACAAGACAAAACUGCAUUAGCCAACGAGUGCGGAAUGAGAUGCCACCAGCGGGGAGCAAAGAUCUUUCCUGCUAGCGCUAUGGUUUCGAAGAUUUUUACGACGUGUCAGGAAAACGCAAAUGAAACGGACCAAGACACACCAUCCAAGUUAUCAGACGCGUGUUCUUUUCCGGUAUACUAUGUGACGGCGGCGAGUUCGCG
Messenger RNA from Amoebophrya sp. A120, 872 nucleotides. Lineage: Eukaryota; Dinophyceae; Syndiniales; Amoebophryaceae. The record is from the annotation of a GenBank genome assembly.